AAAAAUAUAGGCUACUCGGUAGAGAGAGACAGAGCAUAUUGAGACACGAGCGCGCUCACGCACGCACGCACGCACGCACGCACUCAGACCCUCCUCAUUACUGUGAUUGUCAGUUCAGAGAGGCGGGCUCUUAUGGAGGACUGCUCUUCGGCUCUGCAGCGUCUCCCGCUGCCUGCUCUUCCUCCGCGCGCGUCUCCGAGAGCGCUGUGAUGUGAAUAUUAAUGAUGCUGCGCGAAUCUCCGCGCUCAUUUCCACAGCUUUCACCCAUCUGAGAGACACACAUGGAGGGCUAUUUAUUCAACACUGCUCAGUGAUUCCUGUUGGUUGACUUGGCACGCAGUAUCCUCUGCUUGUAUCACCAUCUGUAGUGCUCCGUACAGAGCUGCAUGAUUUGUUUUAGGUCCUGAGAGAGGCGUUUGUCACUGUCAUGUGAGCCUAACUUUGCUUUUUUAUACACUGUUUAAAGACAGGACAUUUUAAGACAGUAUGGCAGAAGCCCCUGUUGGAGAGGACGCACCCAAAGAGCAGGAGGAUGCCACCCCACUUACAGAUGAUCCCCUGCCAGAGGUUGGGAUCGCUCUAUGGGAAAGAAUAUUGAAAGCAAGUGUUACAGCCGGUGCUUUCCUCCUGCUGUACACACUGUCUCAACUCACAGGUUUGUGGGUCCUUUACAUGCUGAAUGGAUACCAGGCUUUUCCAGCAGCACAUAAAGUUUUGGAUCUCCUUCAGUACCUUCUCUCCACCAGUGAUGCCUACGGUCAACAGAUGGAGAUAUGGAGGGUGGAUAGCUUGUUGCCCCUCAUAGCCACACUCUUCUUAGGUGUAGUCAUCCUUGGUACUGGAACACUGUUCUGCAUUAAAACCCUGGUGCCUGGCAACCCGUCUUGCUUCCCUGACGACCGUCGUCAGUCCAUGAGCAGGCAGCCCUCCUUUACAUAUUCAGAAUGGACAGAUGCUAAGCAGGAUUUCUACGAGCUGGAUGCUGUUCCGGAGACCCCCGUGUUUGACUGCUUUAUGGACAUGAAGACCGAGGCUGACCCUGUCACUCUCUCUGUCAAACCUGUGGGCUUGCAGGAAAGGAGAGGUUCUAACGUGUCGCUGACGUUGGACAUGUGCACCCCUGGUACUACAGAGCCCUAUGGAGCGCUGCUGUCCCCUAGAGAGCAGAGCGCACAGGAGUACCUGCAGAACGCAUCCAACCUGCUCACCCCCGAGCAGCUGCACAAGCGCGCACUGGACGACGCUACACUGCAGGCCGAGUUCUAUGAAACACCCAUGAACUUUGUGGACCCAAAGGAAUAUAAUUUUCCUGGCGUGGUGAGGAAGAAUCGCUACAAAACCAUACUACCAAACACACACAGCAGAGUUUGCUUACAAGCAAAAGAGGACGGUGAUUUUCUCAGCACCUACAUCAACGCUAAUUAUUUGAAGGGCUAUGGAGGGAAAGAAAAGGCAUACAUCGCUACACAGGGUCCAACUGUAAACACAGUGGGGGAUUUCUGGAAGAUGGUUUGGCAGGAGCGCUGUCCCAUUAUUGUCAUGAUCACCAACAUUGAAGAAAAAAAUGAGAAAUGCACAGAAUACUGGCCAGAGGACAGUGUCAUCUGUGAAGGUAUCGAGAUCACUGUCAAACAGGUCAUCCAGGCAGAUGACUACAGUCUAAGGAUUUUCACUGUGAAGAGUGAGGGUGAGGAGCGCACUCUCAGACAGUACUGGUACACAUCCUGGCCAGAUCAGAAAACUCCAGACAAGGCCCCGCCUCUUUUGGACUUGGUUGAGGAAGUGGAAGAAGCGAGGAAACAGGCUCCGCCCAACAGUGGCCCUGUCAUUGUCCACUGCAGUGCAGGGAUUGGACGCACUGGCUGUUUCAUCGCUACCUCCAUCUUGUGCCAGCAGCUAAGCAAUGAAGGGGUGGUUGACAUCCUGAAGACCACUAGCCAGCUACGCUUGGACAGAGGCGGCAUGAUCCAGACAGCGGAGCAGUAUCAGUUUGUUCAUCAUGUACUCAGCCUGUAUGAAAGACUGCUUCAGAAGACCUCAGAAGAGUAAAGCCUCCAUGAGCGCACAACCUUCACAUCCCUCCUCACAGAGCAGUUGACCUUCACCCGAACACAUGGGGCUGGGACUGACCCUCAGUACCUAAAGUCUCAUGUCUUCAAACACACCAGAAGUUUAGGUUGAAUGCUAUUUUAGGAGCAGACCCAACAUUUGAUUUUAGUCCAAUCUCCAAUACAUAAACCCCACAUUGGUACACCAAUCAGUUAUUAAAUAUACUUUUUCUUUAUUCUUUGCCAUAACAGUAACACAACAGAGAUAUACAGUAGCGGUAAGUUCUAUCAUACACAAGUACUGCCCACAUAAUAACACUCCGCAGACCAUCAGUGCUCAAACAUGACAAUGUUUGGAUGCGUGCAUACUUCAUAUGCAGUGGUAUGAUGAACACAAUAACAAGCGGACACCAAGGCCUCCAUUAAUGAUGUAAAUUUAACAUUAGGUUUAGGGACCUCUUCGAUUUCUGAGCCUACAAAUACAGCAAUCUUGCUUUUAAUGCUAAGACAUUUUUACAGGAUUUAUAACUCAGUGUUAAGAUAAGAUUUGUUGUAAAGUGUGAGUGUACAUUUGUGUGCGUGUGAGAGACAGUGUCGCAGAAACAGAAGGAGAGAAAGAGGUUAUGUUUACUAUGUGUUCAAUGAUUAUCAGACUUUAACUCCGGAUGUGUGGUCGGUCGGUCUCUAGAAGAGGUUAGCCUACCACAUUUAAUACAAAAUGGCCUUAAUAUGUGUCUUUCUGUUCAUACUGGGGUCUGUAUGGUUGUGUGUCAAUGUUGUCGGGCAGAGCUAAAGGCAGUGUGGUGUUACAGCCUGUCAUCGUCUCAUCUGGUAAGACUGAGAGCGAGACAGAGACUGAUCUCCGUACAGAAUGAUGUACAUUUCCCCUCAGCAUACCUUUGCCUUCUCGGUUUGUGUGUUGUCGGACGCUAUAUCAUGUGAAACAUUUUAGUUGGACUCUAAAAAGCAUUGAUGCUGCACCUCAAGGUUUUAUGUAUCAAAAUGCCGAAACACUGUAUCCAACUAAUGUUAAAUUUGUAAAUCACAGCUUGUAUCAAUAGCUGAAAUAAUGACAAUGGGACAUAUAUAGUCGUGAUGUUUUUUUGUUGUUGUUGACAAUUUCGAAUUAUUUUAUGAGCUUGUUUUACUCUGGUUACAUUGAACAUUGUUUAUAUGUGGGUCUGCGUAUCUGAUUAGUUAAGAUGUAUAAUCAGUAUUUGCCCGAGUCGGCAGCUCGUACAGCUUUGCUGAGACUUGCAGUUUGCAUGAGCAAGUACUUUUUGAACUUCUUUUUAAUUAGCAAGGAAAUGUUUCAAUUGCUAGCAGACAUCUGUGUGUGAUUUUGUGCAAAUGCUACUGAUGCUGUUGGAAAUAAGCAUCUUCAGUCGACGGUCCCACGUGAUCCAGCUGGAAGUACCAAUGCAAGUUCUUCUUAGACUUAGACAGCACUGCUACCACCUUUAUUGUCUCCAGUUGUUCUUGAGCUAGUCAUAUGUCCUCAAAUUGAUGUUUCCUUCCAGGCAGCUCUGAGCUGAAAUUAGGAAGUUUACAGAAGCUUGAAAGCACCUCCUUGUUACACAAAAGAUUGUACUUUUUUUGCAAGUGUUGUUAGUCCAAGGCCUCAUGAUAGUUUGCCAGAUAUGAGAACGAGUUCCAUUCACAUGCUUUAAUAGCUGCUGUUAUAGUCUUGCAGAACUGCUUUCGUGUUUUAGUUGGUACUAAGUGAAUUUUAUUAUUUGUUUUAUUGAACUGACAUAUUAGUCCUAUUUAUUGAAAGAGUUUUGUCUGUUUUUGUGCUGUUUUCACACUGCCAAAGACUGUAGUGAUUGGUCCAUACCACAAAACCUGAACAAUCCUAAUUCUAUAUUUACACACUUUGAAAACUGAAGCUCUGACACCAACUUUUGGAAUUGUGUACAUGUAAGAAACCAGCAUUUAUAUAUUUUUAAAGUGAAAAAUCUGAAUUCCCACGGUAAAACCUGUUUUCUCGCUUACCCAGCCUUUUUCUUUGUACAGUUUAUCUUUUCUUACAUUGCAUGUUAGUCUAGUAUUUUGUGCCAUUGUUUGCUGACACUGAAUCCUCAUUAAAUAAUUGCAAAAUUAUUAAUUACAGUAAAUUGCAAGUACUUCAUAAUUUGCCACAAAAAUUUAGUUUUAUAGUUAUUAUUAUUAUUAUUAUUAUUAUUAUACACACUAAGGAUCAAAGGUUUGGAGUCGGUAAGAUUUUUUUGUUUUUGAAAGAAGUCUCUUAUGUUCAACAAGGCUGCAUUUAUUUGAUCAAAAAUACAGAAAAAAUGUAUUCCAUUGAUGACAAAGCUGAAUAUUCAGCUUCAUUACUCCAGUCUUCAGUGUCACACAAUCCUUCAGAAAUCACUCUAAUAGGCUGAGUUGGUGCUAAAGUAACAUUUAUUAUUAUUAGCAAUGUUGAAGUGUGUUGCACUGCUUCAUAUUGUUGUGGAAAUCGAGAUAGUUUUUUCAGGAAUCUUUGGUUAAUAUAAAGUUCGAAAUAACAUUUAUUUAAAAUAGAAAUCUUUUGUAACACUGUGAAAGUCUGUACUAUCACUUUUGCUUUAUUUUAUUCUAACAGUUUUAGACAUCAUAUGUGGGCACAGUUUUGUCUCUUAAUGGGAAACUAGUGUACAACUGAUCUUGUGAGUGAGUGAGAAAACAGGUUUUUACCUUUAAAGGAAUGUAAACACAAGCUCUAUUUACAGCAUUUAUGUCAAUUAUCACAGAAAAUAUUUUAGACUUAUCACUGUGUUUUUCUUUUAAAAAACACAAAAAUCCUAGUUUUGACAGAAUCGCUUACUGACAAUCUUCAUUCACUUUCACACGCUACGUGUAAGUGUGGAGGCAUAACCAGAUGUUUAUCUACCUAGAAAAGUAUUUUCUGAGGUAAUCACUAUAAUGGCACAAAUGCUGUGGACAGCGCCUAAAUGUAUUCAAAACCAGAACAUUCCUACGAGGAAUAAUUUUUGAAAUGUUGAACCAAAUCUCUGUGUGUCUGUUACAUGCUGUUUGUCACGCUGAUGGCCGUAGACUGGUUUUAUACAUUUUCUGCCAGGACAAAUUUGCUGAACAUUUCCAAAGUCGUCAAACUUGUCAUUUUCAGAACUAUGCUGUUUUAGGUCAGUGAAUGUAACCACUGUGAGGAAAUUCUAUUCUAAUAAGAUGAAGAGUGAAGCAGGCUGUUUGUGGCCUUAAAGAGAUAGUUCACCCAAAAAGGAAAAUUUUAUGUUUAUCUGCUUACCCCCGGGCAUCCAAAAUGUAGGUGACUUUGUUUCUUCAGUAGAACACAAAUUAUGAUCUUUAACUUCAGCCGGUGCAGUCUCUCAGUCGUACAAUGGAUGGCAAUGGUAACAGGAUCUAUGAGAGUAAAAAAACAAACAUGCACAGACAAAUCCAUAUUAAACCCCGCGGCUCAUGACAAUACAUUGAUGUGUAAAGACACAAAACGAUCGGUCUGUGCAAGAAACUGGACAUAAUUUAUAUAGUUUUUAUUUACCUCUGAUUCACGCAAUGUGCAAACUGUUAGAACUCUUGUGAACGCACUUCACAGCAGCAGGCACCUGAGGUAUCUUCUUCUUCUUGCUUUAUGGCGGAUCGCAGACUUAUAAGUGCAUUACUGCCACCUAUCUCUCAAAUGGACCAUUGACACUCCUAAUUGAAAUUGUAGAUAGUGUCAAUGGUCCAUUUGAGAAGAAACAAAGUCACCUACAUCUUGGAUGCCAUGGAUGCCCAUGCCAUUCCAAACCUGUAAAAGCUUAGUUCGUCUUCAGAACACAAUUUAAGAUAUUUUGGAUGAAAACCGGGAGCCUUUGUGACAGUUUGUACUUUGUACAAAAAGUAUUCUCAUUGCUUCAUAAUGUUAUGGUUGAACCACUGAUGACAGAUGGACUAUUCUGACGAUGUCUUUCAUACUUUUCUGGACUUUGACAGUUUAACUUACUUGGCAGUCUAUGGGACAGUCACAAGCCUCCCAGUUUUCUUCCAAAAUAUCUUCAAUUGUGCUCUGAAGACAAACAAAGGUUUUACUGGUUUGGAACGACGUGGGGGUAAGCGAUUAGUAACAGAAUUUUUAUUUUGGGGUCGAGUAUCCCUUGAAUCACCAGUGAUCACACAAAUAAAUCCGGUUUUCAUUGGGUGUACCAAUUUAAUAUUUUGAUGCAUGCACCAAACGCGAAUCAGGGUCAAACAAAACGAUUUGAAGUUAGAAUAAUUUGAAUCAAUGUUGUAGUUCACAGACUGAGAGAAGGGCCAAAAUAGCAGUUUAGAGAAGUCAUACCCCUCCCCCUGCUCACUGCCCACUCACUCUCAGUCGGACCCCACGUCCUACAGAACACUCCAUCUGUCGGGCUCGUCUGUGUUGCCAGAGAAGAGUAACAGACACACAGGCACCAGCAAACAAGUGUAUCAUUAUAUUAUACACACAAAUUAGAUCCUGAGACAAACUAACACUGAUUUUAAUAUAUUUAAAAGAGAGUGUGCUGUUUUAUGUUUAAAUGGAUACUGAUGUAAUCAUCAUGAACGACUCACUACCAGCAUAGUAUGUCUUUAUGCACUACUGUACAAAGCUAAAACAAGCACAAAGAUGAAAUACUGAUUUUAUGAAUGUGAAUGCAGAGGCUUGUACCUCGGCUGUCUUAAUUGCUCGUAUAUUUCAAUGCCACCUGAGUAUUUGACCUUUUACUUCUUCGUUUCACUCAAAAUAUUUUCUAGACUUUAUUUUCAGGAAAACCAAUAGUUGGUCUGUGUUUUGAUAUUUUAUGCUUAUUUAUUGUCCUGUGAUUUUGGUUGAAAUGUUUAGCCCCAGCCCCUCAGUCUCAAAAAAAGAAGAGAUGUUUUGUUUUCAUUUUAAUCCUGAUCUAUAGUGAAAUAGAUGUGGUUUAAAAAAAUCAAUUUGCCUCAUUGCUUUCGUAUUGUUCCUCUGCUGUUGAAUCCAAAUAGAAUGUAACACGACUAAGUUUACAAUAUCAUGGCUUGUAUUAUUGGUAUAAGCUUUAAUUUUUAAAUAAAAAUGCCUUUCUGUUAAUCAGGA
Carassius gibelio (silver crucian carp) is the source of this 7086-nucleotide messenger RNA. RefSeq names its product tyrosine-protein phosphatase non-receptor type 5. The coding region runs from base 487 to 2049 and encodes 520 amino acids. Gene Ontology annotation, biological process: protein dephosphorylation. Lineage: Eukaryota; Metazoa; Chordata; Actinopteri; Cypriniformes; Cyprinidae. The transcript has 15 exons. The record is from RefSeq and is a predicted model, not a curated record. Gene Ontology annotation, molecular function: protein tyrosine phosphatase activity.